This is a messenger RNA of Schistosoma haematobium, 865 nucleotides long. RefSeq lists its product as uncharacterized. NCBI's taxonomy places the organism in Eukaryota, Metazoa, Platyhelminthes, Trematoda, Strigeidida, Schistosomatidae. The transcript has a single exon. The record is from RefSeq and is a predicted model, not a curated record. The coding region runs from base 128 to 601 and encodes 157 amino acids.
UUGAAAUUUAGAGAUUCACGCACCAAAAUAUGUUUGUAGGCAAGGAACCAGUAAUUAAUUUUCUAUAUUGUGAUCAUAUUAUUGAUGAGAGAAAUACUUCCAUAAAAUUGAUUCUUAUUAUUUCUAGAUGUCAUCUCUGUUGCCAACAUGCAAUAUAGGUCAAUUGUUUACUAAUACCUCGACAAAUACACGCGGUAACAUACUUAUCCACUCUGCUUCAGUAAAUCAUGAUUAUAGUGGUAUUAAUAAUACUUUUUUACAGACUUCUAGAUUUUGUGCACCAGCCAUCCCAUCCAUAACUUCAUUCACAGACUUUGCAAGUUACCCUGAAAUUUAUGCUCAUGCAACUUAUCAUUAUAAAGACAAACAGAAUCUAAUCUUCACAAAACCUAUUACUACAACUUUCCACACCAACUUAUCUUCAUCUUGUUUGUUAACUUCUCGAAUAUGUUCCUCCUCGUCGUCUUCGUCGUCAUCUUCAAAUAUGAGCUGUGCGAUGCAUGCAGACGUACAGACACUUAAAAAUUAUAAAGAAUCAUCUGUUAUUACUUCAGUCAAUAGUAGCUGCCCAAUUGUACAUCAACAGCAUCACCGAAAAUAGCAGCAAUAACUAUCUGCUGACGUAAAGUAAUUUAAUACAUUCAUUGUCGUUACAAUUAUACACGAAUUUAUGAGUGUUUUUCCUAACUUUAAAUAAAGAUACAUGUACCUGUGAGAUAUAUAUUACUUUUUUCAUGAAAAUAGCGUUGUAUUAAAAGAGAGAGGUUUCAUUAUUGCUUGCUUUUUUAUUGGUUAUUCUUCUGAUACCUGUUAUACAGUUAGUAAAUUCCCCUAAAGUUGGCAAAUGUCUCAAGUUGUUCGCGUU